Messenger RNA from Monodelphis domestica (gray short-tailed opossum), 7217 nucleotides. It is a transcript of the gene CPA6, whose product is annotated as carboxypeptidase A6. Gene Ontology annotation, biological process: proteolysis. Gene Ontology annotation, molecular function: metallocarboxypeptidase activity; zinc ion binding. The record is from RefSeq and is a predicted model, not a curated record. Lineage: Eukaryota; Metazoa; Chordata; Mammalia; Didelphimorphia; Didelphidae.
UGCUACUUUUCCUUCUAUUGAUCUUCCAAGGUUCCUCUAUUCUUCUGAACAAAACUGGCAGUCAAGGAAAACACUGCAUUAAGAAAGAACUUUAACACAUGCUCAAGUGACUUGGAGUAAUAACCUGUUGUAACCCAGGCUCUUAUACCUGUAACACAGAACUAGUUAGGAGAUAUUCAGGAAGAGGACACUGGGUUCUGACAGCGAUCUCAUCCCUGAUGGGACUACAAUUUUUUAAAAAUCAGCGAAUUUCCUCCAGGAAGAAAUUAACCAAAUUUUCCAGGGAGCUGUGUCCAUUCCUCAGUGUGAUUAGAAUACUAAAAGGGGGGUUUGAGGGGAAUGGAGCGCAGCGGGAUGGGAGAGAGGGUAGAAGGUUGUCAAAGGCGGGUUGGGGGCCUGAAGUGGGAAAACAAACAAACAGAAAGGGGUUACCCAAAGGAAGGGCGCCGCGGGGCGCCAGCUGCUGAGUCAGCAGCAGCAAUAAGGGAGGAGGUCCCAGCCCUUGCAAGUGGAGAGCCUGCUUAGGGCUCGAACUCAGCUGCUGGGGUGUGUAGCCGCGCCUAGGCGAGCUGAGCAGCUGCCACUCCAGCUUCUCCCUCCAGGACCCACUUCUUACCAGAAGCAACUUUGCUUCCUCACUUGCCUUAACUUUUGUCCCCCUCCCUGCUUUUCCCUUGCUAGAAGCCAAGCCAGUGUCCCUUUCUGCCAACCUCCCUCUCCUCCCGCUCCCAGCUCCCCAGGGACUGAAGUGAAGUUAGUAGGGAGUGGGCUGCUGGCCACUUUGAGCCUGCCGUUGGCUGACUCGCGGUCGCUCGCUCCCUCCGGACACUAUGAAGCCCCCUGGCUGGACAGCUGCUCAGUGGAUGCUUUGUCUGCUCUUUUUGCGGAUCUCGGGACCAGGGCAUUGCUACCUUUACAACAAUCGCUAUGCAGGAGAUAAGGUGAUACGGCUAGUCCCAGAAACAGAGGGGAAGGCGCAUGUACUGAAGAAUGUAUGCCAUCAAUUUAAAGUGGACCUAUGGCAGCCCAGCAGCAUCUCCUAUAUCUCGGAAGGAACGGUUACAGAUGUCCAUAUUCCCCAAAAUGGCUCUCAAAUCCUGUUAGCCUUCUUACAACAAGCCAACAUCCAGUACACGGUCUUAAUAGCUGAUCUUCAGAAAACAUUAGAAAAAGGAAGCAGCUUAAAGGCCCAACGGAAACGUAGAUCGCUCCAGGAUAGUUAUGAAGUUUAUCACUCUUUAGAAGAAAUUCAAAAUUGGAUGCAUCAUUUGAAUAAAACCCAUUCAGGCCUCAUCCACAUGUUUUCUAUUGGAAAAUCAUAUGAGGGAAGAUCUCUUUUUAUAUUAAAGCUGGGCAGAAGAUCCAGGGCUUACAAAAGAGCUGUCUGGAUAGACUGUGGUAUUCAUGCAAGAGAAUGGAUUGGUCCUGCCUUUUGUCAAUGGUUUGUAAAAGAAGUUCUUCAGACAUAUCGAAGUGAUCCUGCCAUAAGGAAAAUGUUAAAUCACCUCUAUUUCUACAUUAUGCCUGUUUUUAACGUUGAUGGAUACCAUUUUAGCUGGACCAAUGAUCGAUUUUGGAGGAAAACAAGGUCAAGAAACUCAAGGUUCCGUUGCCGUGGAGUGGAUGCUAAUCGUAAUUGGAAGGUGAAAUGGUGUGAUGAAGGGGCUUCCUUUCACCCUUGUGACGAUACAUACUGUGGGCCUUUUCCUGAAUCUGAGCCAGAGGUGAAGGCAGUAGCUCACUUUCUCCGAAAACGCAAGAAGCACAUCAGAGCCUACCUCUCCUUCCAUGCUUACGCACAGAUGUUGCUCUACCCCUAUUCUUAUAAAUAUGCAACAAUUCCCAAUUUCAGCUGUGUUGAAUCUGCAGCUUAUAAUGCUGUUAAUGCCAUUCAUUCAGCAUAUGGGGUCCGCUAUCGAUAUGGGCCUGCAUCAAGCACCUUAUAUGUGAGUUCUGGCAGCUCAAUGGAUUGGGCUUACAAAAAUGGAAUACCCUAUGCAUUUGCUUUUGAACUGCGUGACACUGGGCACUUUGGAUUUUUGCUCCCAGAGUCUCUAAUCAAGCCAACAUGUACAGAGACAAUGCUGGCAGUGAAGAAUAUCACAAUGCAUCUGCUAAAGAAGUGUCACUGAGAGAUGUCACUAGAGGCCAGACCUCAGCAAGAGCAGACACAUCACCCUUGUCUGGAAGGAUGCUGAGCAAGGGCCUUGCCUUGGUUUUUCAAAACUGUUUGGGAUUGGCUGGUUGCUAUAUUGUUUAUUUGUUCUUAAAGAGACCAACAAACACUGCUUAUGAUGAAUUUCCAUGCAAGUUAACUAGUCAAUUGACUUUAGAAGUGUUUCUAAUGCUGCUCAGCUCCCCUGAAAUAGAAAGUAAAGUGAAGAAUCAGCCUUACCAUCAGAUGAUUCUGUUAUUAGAAGGAAAAUGGUCAUCGAGUUUCCUUUAAAAGAAAACAUUAUCCUUGAGACCAAAUUUAAUAAGGGAGGAGAAAAAAAGAAAGCUUAUUUCUCCUACUCUUAGUUUUGAGGGAGGAGAAAAAAAAAGAAAGCUCAUUUUUUUCUACUCUUAUUUUCCAGGAUGUUUAUGACAUAUUUAGCAAUGAUUAAUCUUUAAUAAAUCUUGUACUCCUAUUUGAGACCUAUGUUACCUUUUUGCCUGUGUUUUUAAUCAUUUACCACUCGGUCUUUUUAAGUGUAACUAGGCUUCCUCAGGCUUCAGUGAAAGUGAGGUUACAGAAGAAUGCAAGCAACUGACCUGGAAAGGACCAAUUUUAUUUCUUUUUUUGUACUAAAAUUAAAACUUUUACUAAACACUUAACACUGAAUGUCCAUGCAGUUAAACUUGCUUAGCAAUUAUUUAUACUUAAGUUAAUUCAUUUCAGCGCAGAAAGAUACUCACUCUAAGUCUUCCUGAGUGUUCCUUGUCUAUUCAUUCUUAUUCAGUUUUUGUUUCAUAUAACUACUAAGCAUAGGCUAUUCUUUUGGCUCUGUUCUUUUCAUUUAAUAUUAUUCUAUGAAGCUCUUUGAAAAUGUCUAUAUUUUUCUCAUAAUUGUUUUAGUUAUAUUCAAAUAUUUCUUUAUAUGAAUCUACCGUAAUUUACUUAGCCAUUCCACUACUGUCAACUGACUGCCUUAUUGCUCUACUCAUCAUCCCUAUAUUCAAAACACCCUUUCCUGGCCAAAAUUCUACUACACGUGUUACCUCCCUUAUUAGAAUUCGGGUUCCUUGAGGGCAGAGUCUAUCUUGCUUUAGUAUUUAUGUACCCAGUGCUUAGCCCAGUGCCUAGAACAUAGUACAUGCAUGAUAAAUGCUGUUUGUUCUUUCAUUCCUUGUCAGACAUUUACGUUGCUUUAGUUUUUUGCAAAUGACAUCAGGUCCUGGACAUUAGCGCUACCAGAUACCAAAAGAGCAAGAUGUAGGAAGCAAGAUGCAAGCAUGUAUCAUGUCAUCUGCCUAUAAGAUGUAGAAAAUGAUCCUAGUUACAAAGAAGACAUAGAUGGUGAAUAAGAUGGUGAGGAAAACUUGGCUAGAGAUUUGACUUAGCUGUAUUCCACAGUAGAUACUGCCUAUAUAUUGCACAGAAUUUCCAUGCAUUAGAUGUUCCAUUAAAUCAAGUCUGCAUAGUGCUUCAUUGCUAGGAUUCUUUCCUUCUGGGCAAAAUAGAAGUUAUCUUUGGGUAAAUACAACUUACCUCUGACUUUUUAAAAUCCUUACCUUCCAUCUUAGAAUCAAUAUUAUGUAUUGGUUCCAAGGCAGAAGAGUGUAAAGACUUGUAAAUGGGGGUUAAGUGACUCACCCAAGGUCACAUAGCUAGGAAAUAUCCAAGAUGUCCCAUCUCUAGGCCUGGCUCUCAAUUCACUGAGCCACUUAACUAUCCCUUUACCUUUGACUUUUAACUCUGUAGGAACUUUGUGACAACUUUCUAAAGAAUUGUAUUAGGAAAAUAACCUGUGAUUUCAGCAGUGCCAGAACUCCUUCCAAGGACAUCACAAGCUAUAUCCAUAAGUUAUUGCCUUAGAGAGUUGCCAAAGACAGAGAUUUAGUGAUUUGUCCAUUGUUAUAGAGCUAGUGUCACAGGUAGCAUGAGAACCCAUCUAUACAUCUUUGUCACUCCAAAUCCAGGACUCUAUCCACUACUCCAUUUUCCAUCAGCAGUUGUUCUUGGCUUCACUCCAGGGAAUACCAUGCCCCACCCCAGGAAAAGCUGAUCAUCUGAAACCUCAUCACCAUGUUUGUUGACCCAGGUCUUGAUACUCAACACUUUUUCAUCUCCCCCACAGUUGCCUCUCUUCCCUAACUAAAGAUCUGAAAGGAAGAGCAUUUAACUCCUUCCAAAGCCAUCCUUUACAGAGGACUCACAACCUUCCAGUUAACUCUAUUUUCCAUGUAAGAAGUUCUUCUAGGCUUGACACACAUACACAUACACACAUGCAUGCACAUACAUGCAUGGCCCAGUUGAAUUGCUUUUUCCCAUCUUUGUUCUCAUCAAUGCUAUUUCUCCUUCUUCUAGAAUCCAAAUGUGAUUGUUUCCCUAUUCUUAUGGAACAGAAAAGUUUUUUAUAGUGACUUUUUACAAUAUUUUCUAUUUUUAUUCUGCUUAUAAUCAUUCCUCCAUUUUCAUCCUUAAAUGCCCUUGGGGUGACUUUGCUUAGUUGGAUAUUUUGCCAAUAUUUGUUAAAAGUCUCUUUAUGCCUUCCUCUAAGUUCCUCUAUGCUUACAAGAAAACACUUCUUGUAAUCAUCCAUCAUUCUUCUUCAAGAAAUCGUACAAACAAGUUUAGCAACUUUCAUUCUCCAUUUGGCACCUAAGACAGGUGUUUCCUGAUUAAAGCAUUUUCUUGGGUUUUUUGUUCUUGUGGCAGUCAGUGACAUUGGUUAAAUUUCUGUAUAAAAGUAUUUGUGACAGUGUGUAUGUGAUUUCUGUUGUCCAAUUCCCACUUUUGAUUUUCAAAUACUUGUUUAAAUAGUUUAAGUUGUUUCAAUUGUAUAUCAUAUUUUUUCUCAUUAUUAUUUCUUCUUUUUUGACCUCUUCUUGUUCUUUUUUCUCUUAACUGACCUUAGCUCUAAUUGGUUGAUGGUCUGACUGUAUACAGGAAAGCAGACAACAAACAUUUAAGUGCUCACUAGUGCUAGGCCCUGUCCUUACACACUGGGGAUAUAAAUACAAAUAAAAACAAAGACAGUUCUUGCUCUCAAGGAGCUUACAUUCCAAUGGGAAAAAACAACACACAAGAGGGAGCUGAAAGGGGGAAGGAGGGUUUCUGCAAAGAGUCAUAGUGUCAAAGUCCUAAAAGUCAGAAGCAGAGCCAGGAGAGGAAUUAGGAUUGGGUCCUCUCUCCAAAACAGAGGCACUAGGAGGAACUCAACAAUGAGAGGAAAAGGGCUGAAAUGGCAGCUCCAGCUUGAGAAGGUCACAGGGACAAGUAGAAGCACCUCUGUGCAAAGGUUGCACAAACUAAUGGGUGUUCCAGAUUAAGGAAAGCUCAAAUGUUAAGGGAGGAAGUUCCAGGAUGAGAUGGUAGCUGAUGAAUGUUUGCAAAGUCCAGAAAGUCAGAAGCAGGCCAUUGAUUCAGAGAUGACGCCCACCUCAACAAGUGUUUUGCUAUCUAUCAAAAUAUAAUCUCAUUAUUUAUUGUUUUCAUUUGGUGCUCAUUUUAUCAAGUGUCUACCAGUUCUUUUCUCAAUAAAGUAUUCAUCAUAUAGAGACAUGAGACUUCUGUGUAAUUUGUAAACUCAAGAAUUUGGUCUUUUUCACUCCUUUUAUCUGAACCAUGCUUUCCCCUCUGUUUCUCUAUAUUCAGCCCUUUUCCUACCUUUGCAUUGAAGUCACUGAUUAUCAGAGUACCCGGUAAUUUAAUUUAGGGAAUCUUUAAAAUGUCUUUAAACAUAUUUCUCUACCACUUCAUCCUUUGUAACUGACACUGGGGCCCAGACUGGAAUUAUUUUCGUGAUGGUUCUUUUGCAAAUACUUAUCAUUAGUUUGGUGAUACAUGCCAACCAAAUAUCCCUUGAAAUAAUGAUUCUGGUUGCAUUUAGACUUAUGAUAAAAACCCAUUUCACCAACUCCUUUCUUUACCUCUCCAAAGAUUAGCUGUGAGUUAUCUUUAUAGCCACUGGGACUUGCUUUUUUUUCUGGUUUCCUUUAUAGCAAGAGUGUCAAGAUUGAAAUUAUUUCAUUUUUUUAGAAAUAUGAUCAUUCACUAGUCAUUGACCAAUGAUCACCCAUUUAUAUUACUAAUAAUCAAAUUAAACUUUAUUGACCACAAACAUUAUUUUCAGCACCCUCUGCCUCCUUUCCCAUGACUGCACUACUAUCCUCUCAGAAAAAGGGAGUGCCUGAGCCACAGGUCCAUUUUUAUUCCUCGUUUCAUGUUUUGCCAUAGCCAAAAAAUUCAUUACCAGGUCUUCUUAAGAGUAUCAAAAAAUACACUGAUUUGCCUUUUCAGGUGAUAGAGCAUGCCAGGGCUUACACUACACUGCCAAAACCUUCUCUGGCCACUAGAAAAGAUAAAUGGAAGUUUUUCAUUUCCUAUAGUGGAAAAAUGUAUAUUAUGUUUUAAAAAUGUAUAUUAUGUACUGUGUAUGGUACAUCAGAUAGUCUGAUUUUGCCUAAUGUUAGCCUCACUUCAUUUGUACUGUACAAGAAGCAACAUAGUACAAUGAAGAAAUGAAUUUAAAGUCAGAAUGUGUGAGUUUCUGCACCAUCUCUGACAUUGACAAUGUGACCAUAGUCAAAUAAGUCAACCUCUCUGAGCCUGAGAAAAAUUUCUAAACCAAAAAUUAUAGACAGAUUGUGAUCUAUGUUAGUAAUAGAAAAAAGUUUCCACUCUGAUAAAAUCACAAAUUGACACGUGUACUCUAGGUACACUCUAGAAAAGGAUUUGUCUGAAAAAAGCAGCAUAUUCAUAGAUUCUGGCUAUAUGGAUUUUCUGUUUCCAUCCUAAUACUUUGUGGAACAAAUACAUAUCAGGGUCAGCUGUUCUGAAAUGAGCUAACACAUUCAAAAAGUGACAAAUUGCUCCUGUGCUGGUGUUAGUGAGAGUACUUAUUGGGGUGUUGAUUUUUUCAACAUUAUUUUGAUGUGCUAAUAUCUUUUAUGGGAAUUAGCAAUCUUUAGUGUAUACAAGUAAUCAGUUGGUUGAAAAUGGAAUUGUCUAUUCUUUUCUUCAUACUGUAACUUCUAAAAUAAAACAUUAUAAUUCAAAUAACACUAAAAAA